This is a messenger RNA of Dermatophagoides farinae (American house dust mite), 1747 nucleotides long. Its product is annotated as elongation factor 1-alpha. Lineage: Eukaryota; Metazoa; Arthropoda; Arachnida; Sarcoptiformes; Pyroglyphidae. The record is from RefSeq and is a predicted model, not a curated record. Gene Ontology annotation, biological process: translational elongation. Gene Ontology annotation, molecular function: GTP binding; GTPase activity; translation elongation factor activity.
GGCGUUUGUUGUGCAUGUUGUUCACACGUCUUUUUUUUCAAAUUUUUCAUUAUCGUUUGUAAAAAAAUUUUUGUACUUUGAUUUCUUUUUCCACGCUUUCUUUUCACGCAUCUUAAAUUUUGAAUUAUCAUCAUUAAAAAAUAUAUAAUUCGUUUUUGAAACAAGAUGGGAAAAGAAAAGACUCAUAUCAACAUUGUCGUCAUUGGUCACGUCGAUUCUGGUAAAUCGACAACCACCGGACAUUUGAUCUACAAAUGUGGCGGUAUCGAUAAACGUACCAUUGAAAAAUUCGAAAAAGAAGCUCAAGAUAUGGGCAAAGGUUCUUUCAAAUAUGCCUGGGUUUUGGAUAAACUAAAAGCUGAACGUGAACGUGGUAUUACCAUUGAUAUCACUUUGUGGAAAUUCGAAACACCAAAAUAUUACGUAACUGUUAUUGAUGCUCCUGGUCACAGAGAUUUCAUCAAAAACAUGAUUACUGGUACUUCUCAAGCCGAUGUGGCUGUUUUGAUUGUCGCUGCUGGUACUGGUGAAUUUGAAGCUGGUAUCUCGAAAAACGGUCAAACCCGUGAACAUGCUUUGCUUGCCUAUACUUUGGGUGUCAAACAAUUGAUUGUUGGUGUAAACAAAAUGGACACCACCGAACCACCAUUCUCUCAAGCUCGUUUCGAAGAAAUCCAAAAGGAAGUGUCUGCCUAUGUAAAAAAGAUUGGUUAUAAUCCGGCUACCGUCGCUUUUGUCCCAAUCUCUGGCUGGAACGGUGACAACAUGUUGGACCCAUCAACCAACAUGACCUGGUUUAAAGGAUGGUCGAUUGAACGAAAAGGACAAAAAUUCGAAGGCAAAACUUUGUUGCAAGCUUUGGAUGCCCAAGAACCACCAACUCGUCCAACUGACAAACCACUUCGAUUGCCAUUGCAAGAUGUGUACAAGAUUGGUGGUAUUGGUACCGUGCCCGUUGGUCGUGUUGAAACUGGUGUUUUGAAACCAGGUUGUGUCGUUACUUUUGCUCCAGCUGGUAUUACCACUGAAGUUAAAUCUGUCGAAAUGCACCAUGAAGCCUUGCAAGAAGCUGUCCCUGGCGAUAAUGUUGGUUUCAAUGUCAAGAACGUUUCCGUCAAGGAAUUGCGUCGUGGUUAUGUGGCUGGUGAUAGCAAAGAUAAUCCUCCAAAGGGAUGUGAAGAAUUCACUGCCCAGGUCAUUGUAUUGAAUCAUCCAGGCCAAAUCUCCAAUGGAUACACUCCAGUGUUGGAUUGCCACACAGCUCACAUUGCUUGCAAAUUCAAGGAAAUCAAGGAAAAAUGUGACCGUCGUUCAGGAAAAAAAUUGGAAGAUAUGCCCAAAUCAAUCAAAUCAGGUGAUGCCGCCAUUAUCGAUUUGGCGCCAACCAAACCAAUGUGUGUCGAAACAUUUACGGAAUUCCCACCAUUGGGUCGUUUUGCCGUUCGUGACAUGAGACAAACCGUGGCCGUCGGUGUCAUCAAAGCUGUCAAACCGAAAGAAGCUACCAGUGGUAAAGUGACCAAGGCUGCUGAAAAGGCACAAAAGAAAAAGUAACCAAACGCCUCGAACCUGGAAUACGUUUCUUUGUUUCUAUGGGCCGUCUGGCAAUUCACUUUUCGCUCUUUUCUCUCUCUCUCUCUUGAAACACACAUCACAUACACCAAUUAUAAAUCCCAACACAUUUAAUACAUAUGAUGAUUGAUUUUUUUGAAACAAAAAUACAACUCAAUAAACAAUUUUCAUUUUA